Molecule: messenger RNA, 1316 nt
Organism: Limulus polyphemus (Atlantic horseshoe crab)
Lineage: Eukaryota; Metazoa; Arthropoda; Merostomata; Xiphosura; Limulidae
Product: TWiK family of potassium channels protein 7-like
Exons: 1
Biological process (GO): potassium ion transmembrane transport; stabilization of membrane potential
Cellular component (GO): membrane
Molecular function (GO): potassium ion leak channel activity
Source: RefSeq, a predicted model, not a curated record
GUUACGGAAACAGUGCUCCCAAGACAAACUGGGGUAAACUGAUCACAAUAGUUUAUGCGAUUUUUGGGAUCCCCCUCAUGCUGAUUUAUCUGACAAACAUCGGAGAUCUUCUGGCAAAGGCCUUUCGAUACGUUUACGGUCGUCUUUGUACCUGUAAGCCCUCAGACCAUAACCGACAUAGGAAAAACUAUCGCGCCCAUCAUACAGUGACGAACAACUCACCCAACACGCGAAAUUCCGUGGAACCUGGAAUUCAGCAUAAACUCUACAUGACCCCCGAGGACGAGGUUAGGACUGAGACAAUUCCUGAAGAGCUGGGAAAAGGCUUAGAGUUUAUGAACGAGCAUGUGGCAGUGCCUAUUACACUGUGUUUGUUGAUUCUCGUGGGGUACAUUUUGGGUGGGGCGGCACUUUUUUCCGUUUGGGAGGGAUGGGAUUUUUUAAAUGGUUCGUACUUCUGUUUCGUGACGCUUAGCACGAUCGGUUUUGGGGAUCUAAUUCCUGGGGACUCCAGAGAACUUGGCACGAAUGCGCAGGAGAAACUUAUGAUUUGUUCUCUGUAUCUGUUGAUCGGGAUGGCCUUCAUUGCCAUGUGUUUUAACUUAAUGCAAGAGGAGGUUAUUUACAAAGUGAGGAACUGUGGUAGGCGGAUUGGCAUCAUUGUCGAUAUGGAAGACGAAAACGGAACCUAAGUGAACUUACCCAGACUAAGACAGUUAUAUUACAUAACUACUUGUGUGAAACGUGUCAGAAGAUUGGUGGUAACUGAAUUUCAAUGUAUCGUUAUGUAACUCGCACCAAUCGUUGUCGACUCUUGAAGUGUGGGAAUAUCCCAAAGAAACACUUUCCACAAAACGUCUUGCUAUAUCGUCAGGUGUGUUUGACCCCAUUAUUACCUCGUAAAGCCCCAUCUGCUACUAAUCACUACUCUUUCCUCACGACCCCGGCCACGAUAAUAGCUUUCCUGUGUAGGUUAUGAUAAUGAAACAGAUUGUUUGUACCUACUUAAAAAAAAAAAGGUCUCGUGUUGUCAUUUUUCUAGACGAUGUGCUCCAAAAUAUUAAAUGCAAAAGUAAAACCACCUUAGACAUGAAAAGUUAUAAUUUUUAAAUUAUAUUUUAAAGAAUACAUAUCAAAAAGCUUUCUGUUAUAAUUUAAAAUGCUCAUUUAUUUGGCAGAAUUCACAGCAUCGUGAAGAAAAAAACAAAACAAAAAGUUUUAGAAUUCAAUAGAUUCACUGGAUUGCCGCUGUGGAUCAGCGAGUGUUUUUUUUUUGUACAAUUACAUUUAUACCACUUUUUCACAAAAAUAUUAUC